Messenger RNA from Myotis lucifugus (little brown bat), 1826 nucleotides. RefSeq names its product paraoxonase 2 (gene PON2). Lineage: Eukaryota; Metazoa; Chordata; Mammalia; Chiroptera; Vespertilionidae. The transcript is spliced from 10 exons. The record is from RefSeq and is a predicted model, not a curated record. Gene Ontology annotation, molecular function: arylesterase activity. Bases 218 to 1345 code for a protein of 375 amino acids. Gene Ontology annotation, cellular component: extracellular region.
UUUAAAAACAGGAAUCGACUUAAAGCCUCCAGUGAAGUAGAAUCCGUAGACCUUCCAAACUGCCACCUGAUUAAAGGCAUCGGAUAAAGCCUCAAUAGUGGAUUAGAGACCAGAAGCCACAAGGAAAGAAGAUGAAGUUCGAAUAUCUUCUAUUCCUGUCUUUCCCUCUUCCAUUUGAAAGAAAGGACUCUGGUGUUUUAACUCUGUUACCUGACCAAUGACAGAGCCUUCUAAGGACAUUCCAAGACAGCAUACAGUCCUGAGGUCUACUUGGAAAUCCAUUUGUAUAAUAUUUCAAAGGAGAUACUCUGUUGGUUUUGACUGGAUUUUUAAAGAGAUGAGUGAUAGAGCUAACUCUUAUCUUAACGGCUGUAGAAAUGAAGAUGAGGCAGUGGAUCUGGAAAACAUUCUAAAGAAAGCUACAGAAGCUGGCGCUGAAGAUAUUGACAUCCUUCCCAAUGGUCUGGCUUUCCUUAGUGUGGGUCUAAAAUAUCCAGGACUCCACAGCUUUGCACCAGACAAGCCUGGAGGAAUACUAAUGAUGGAUCUAAAAGACGAAAACCCGAGGGCAUUGGAAUUAAGAAUUAGCCGUGGGUUUAAUUUGGCUUCGUUUAAUCCACAUGGUAUCAGCACUUUCAUAGACAGCGAUGACACGGUUUAUCUCUUUGUUGUAAACCACCCAGAAUCCAAGAAUACAGUGGAAAUUUUUAAAUUUCAAGAAGAAGAUAAUUCUCUUUUGCAUCUAAAAACAGUCAAGCAUGAGCUUCUUCCAAGUGUGAAUGAUAUCAUAGCUGUUGGACCUGCACAUUUCUAUGCCACCAAUGACCACUAUUUCUCUGAUCCUUUCUUAAAGUAUUUGGAAACAUACUUGAACUUACACUGGACAAAUGUUGUUUACUAUAGUCCAAAUGAAGUUAAACUGGUAGCAGAAGGAUUUGACUCAGCUAAUGGAAUCAACAUUUCACCUGAUAAAAAGUACAUCUAUGUAGCUGAUAUAUUGGCUCAUGAAAUUCAUGUUUUGGAAAAACAGCAUAAUAUGAAUUUAACUCAAGUGAAGGUACUCAAGUUGGAUACACUGGUGGAUAAUUUAUCUAUUGAUCCUUCCUCGGGGGACAUCUUGGUAGGCUGUCAUCCUAACGGCCAGAAGCUCUUCAUUUAUGACCCGAACAAUCCUCCUUCCUCACAGGUUCUCCGCAUCCAGAAUAUUCUCUCAGAGAAGCCUACAGUAACCACAGUUUAUGCCAACAAUGGAUCUGUUCUCCAGGGAAGUUCUGUGGCCUCCGUAUACGAUAGGAAGCUGCUCAUAGGCACUUUGUACCACAGAGCCCUGUAUUGUGAGCUCUAACAUGGACUUUGGGUAUGCAAGUGCGCUCACUUCUCUUAACAAUUAGUUUUCAAUGAAUGGCUCGUUCUGAGGGAAUUUAACUAGUAAAGCUGAGCCAGGAUGUAUGACGUGUAUAGUUCAUUUUAUUUCAGGAAGGAAAGGCCCCUUCAGUCCUUGUUGCACUUUUAACAUAAAGGAAAAUGAACAGGUUUUUUUUUUUUAAAUGCCAAGUAAAGGAGAGAGAAGAAAGCUGCUUUCGGUAAAGUGAAUAUACUUUGCACAAAAUAAGCCUCACCUCCUUCUUCCAACUGCCAGAGCAUGAAUUCCACUGAAUCAGGGUAGAUCCCAUUUCCUUAAAAUGUGAGUGACCUCUGCUCUAACAGUGUGACCCCGUGACUGUUCGGAACUACUGAUAGGUAGCGUGUGUGGAUAUUUUGUACUUACAUCAUUGUUUACUAUUAAAGAGUUGGAGUUAUAUUAAAGACUAACUAAAAUUCUAUAA